AUGUUAGGUCACAGCAAUAUAACGGCAAAUGUGACAGAACAUGACACAUUCUCAGUGAGCGACAUGAUCCAUAUGACUUUUGAAUUGAUACUCAUGGCGUUCAUCUGUACUGUCAACACCCUAACACUGGUUACAGUUAGCCUAAAUCAGAACCUGUGGAAUGUUCCUAACAUGUACGUUAUAUCGCUGGCCGUUGCGGAUUUUCUCACUGGAUUGUCGCUCGCUUACCAAGUUGUGUUCCACGUACCGGAGAUAAAGUCGGUGUUUGACCAGUUUAAGUAUCUUUGUUUAUUUAAACAUGUUGUGUUCUUUACCACGCACGCGACGUCCGUGUCGAAUAUGGUUCUUAUUGCUCUUGACAGAUGGGCAUGUAUUACGUUUCCUUUUGAAUACGAACGUUUGGCCACCAUACCAAAGGCAAGAAUACUCAUCGCAUUUGCCUGGAUUAUUGCAACAAUCAUCGGGUCAAUGCCGCUGUACAUCAACAAAUGGGAACAAAACAUCCGUUGCCGAUUUUUCAAAGUACUGACAAUGGAAUAUCAAAUUUACAUUCUUGGAGGAUACCUUACUGUGUGUUCAAUAAUUAUUGCAGCUUGCUAUGGUCAUAUAUUUCGUAUUGCCAAGAGAGAAAGAGAAGCCAUUCUGCGGGUGACGGUCAUUAGCGCCGCACAAACCGAUGGUGCACGAAUGGCCAAGUUCAAAAGAGACUGGGAGUUGGUUGUAAUGUUUGGCGUUGUUUUUGGUGUUUUCUUCCUCUGCACCGCCCCGGCGUUCAUAUUUGUGACCAUAGCAUACACAGUGGGGGUUUCAGAAACCGUCAACAGCUUCACUGUUCCGCUACUUAUGAUGAAUUCUGGGAUGAACUUUAUUAUUUACGUCGUGAAAAACUCACAGUUUCGAACCGCUUUAAAAGCCACGUGUUUGAGACGUCGAAUGUAA
Molecule: messenger RNA, 939 nt
Organism: Gigantopelta aegis
Lineage: Eukaryota; Metazoa; Mollusca; Gastropoda; Neomphalida; Peltospiridae
Product: histamine H2 receptor-like
Exons: 1
Coding region: 1-939 (312 amino acids)
Biological process (GO): G protein-coupled receptor signaling pathway
Cellular component (GO): membrane
Molecular function (GO): G protein-coupled receptor activity
Source: RefSeq, a predicted model, not a curated record